CCUCUCCCGCGCCCCUCGAUCCCAGAUCCCCAUCUCCAAGUCACCCUCUCCCUCCCUCAGAUCUCGAUCCGCCGCCGCCCACCAUCGACGACCCUCACCAUAGACGAGAUCGAGCUCCUCCCUCCCUCCCGUUCUCCCCUAGCCUUAUCCACUCCGAGCCAACCAACCACUCCGUCCUUGGGAUUUUGUCGCGCGGCGCCUUGUCUCGCCGGCCCGGCGACCACAGGUAGGCAGUCCACGGCCAGGAUGGCGGCGUGCCCCGCCACGACCACGUACGCGCAAGUCGGUGGCGCUGCCGUGCCAGAUGGUGGACGCCGACGACCCGGCAGGCAGCGCGGCGGGCGCGGGGGGCUGGGGGAUGGACAUCGGCUGGCCCACCGACGUCCGCCACGUCGCGCACGUCACCUUCGACCGCCGCCAGGGCUUCCUCGGCCUCCCCGUCGAGUUCGAGCUCCAGAUCCCCUGCCCAGCGCCCAGCGCCAGCGCGAGCGUCUUUGGGGUGUCGCCGGAGUCGAUGCAGUGCGGCUACGACGACAGGGGGAACUCGGUGCCCAAGAUCCUCCUGCUCAUGCAGGAGCGGCUCUACUCCCAGGAUGGCCUCAAGAUUGAGGAUAUUGUCUGA
Molecule: messenger RNA, 622 nt
Organism: Triticum urartu
Lineage: Eukaryota; Viridiplantae; Streptophyta; Magnoliopsida; Poales; Poaceae
Source: RefSeq, a predicted model, not a curated record